AAAAAAAUAAAAGCCCUGCACUUCCUGUUACUGAUUGGGAUCAGGUUAAAGGGAGCAGAGCAAAUUAAUGGGCUGUUUCAAUCUCAAUGGGUCGACUUUUCCACAUCCAGCCCUUAAACGCACCUGUCAUGGAAACUGUGGAGAGGCGCUCCUGAAGCCGGAGCUGCAAACUUCCCUGAUCUUCCGGUAGUCGGGACUCCUCCGGUGAGCGCAGAGUCAACACUGUCUGGAGAAGACGGAGAAGAAGAAGACGUUAGCGGUGGUGAAGUCGACUUCUAACAGCAGUAACAACAGUGGAGAGUUUAUUCCUGACAUUUUGGAGAUCUUCUCGAUGCGACAGCGACUGAGUUGAGCCAGUUAACCUGCACUGGAUGGUUCAUGGUCGAAGGCACGAUGCCCGAGGCCGCUGACAUGAUCAACCUGGGCUUCCUGUCCGACUCAGAGCGGGAGCUGAUCCAGGAGGUGCUGCAGCGGGACGAGGAGCUGAGGCAGGCUGAGGAGCUGCGUGUGCGGAGUUUGAAGACCGAGCUGCAGGAUGUGAAGAGGAAAGGGGCCAAACGUGGCAGUGGACGAUACAGUCAGCGGAGUUGUGGCCGAUGUCUGGAGCCUCUGAGCCGGCUGACUGUUUUCUCCAGCCAGUGUAAAGUUUGCAACCACGAUGUGUGCAGCAAGUGCCGAACAGCCCUCCCCAAUGGAUCCUGGCUGUGCAACGUGUGUGCCAAAGAGUCGGAUCUAAAGAAACUGACAGGUGACUGGUUCUACGAUCAAAGGAUCAACCGUUUCUCCACGGCGCCUGGUCACGACCUGGUGAGAGUCUCCCUGAAAAAGAGACCGCAGGGGAAGAAACGUGAGACAACAGGAGAGAAGCUGUUAAAAAAUACUGAAAUGAGCCCAGACCUUCCCACUCCUGUGCCGCGGGUCAGGCAGAAAAAUCAGAUAACAGAUAACAAAGGUCAUUCAAAGGAGAGUUCAGUAUCGAUUGUUUCGAGGGAAUCCGUUGAAUCGAAGGAGGAAGUUUUGUCAAAGUCAACACGCAGUGACACAGAGUCCACAGAAACCAUCAGUAGCAGUAAAACAGAGUCUGGCUCUGUGAGCCCUGACAAACAAAGGAGAGAGAACCGCUCGGCUACGUCCAGCCCAGCAGGGUCCAGUGUUUCCAGUCUGACCGCUCCAGUCCACAUUAGCGUCGACGACGACGACUCGGAAGCUCACGCCGAAGUGAAACCGGUCGGUCCGAACCCGGAGAUAGAUGUUGACAGACUUUUCAAGAAGAGCGUCAAACGAUCCCAAAAACCCUCUGAGUACACAUCGACACUGGACCUGCGUGAUGGACGUAACAAACCUGAGGCCUCGAUGGGCAAGAGGAGUCGUUCUGUACCAGGCCUGGACAUACAGGAAGCCGGAGAGGAGGAGGAAGAUAUCGACAGCUUGGUUAGCUUUCAUAAAAGGACGAUGGCUUCCAGCUCCUACAGCUUGCACAGCUCAAAGAGCACGCUGGGCAGCCUGAUGAGUAUUUACAGCGAAGCAGGAGACUAUGACAGCGUGGAGGUGAGCGGAGACCUCGUCUUCUCUCUGAGCUACGACGAACACACCCAGAGCCUCUACGUCAUUAUCAAGGAGUGCAACGGGCUGGCCUGCGGGGAUGCCUCCAAGCAGCUUUCCAACCCUUACGUCAAAUGUUAUCUACUUCCGGACAAAUCCCGCCAGAGCAAAAGGAAGACGAGCAUCAAGAGACACACAGUCAACCCCGUCUACGACGAAACACUGAAGUACUCAAUCAGCCGCACUCAGCUGUCCACCCGCUCCAUGUUGAUAUCCGUCUGGCAUCACGGUCGCUUCAGCCGCAACGCCUUCCUCGGAGAGGUGGAGAUCCCCCUGGACACCCGAGACCUCGACACCCCGUACGUGGACCGCGUGGCUCUCAUGGCGAAGUCAGCCUCUGCCGGGCCGUCUUCAGCUUUCGCCCAGUACAAAGGAGAGUUGGUGGUCUGCUUGAAGUAUGUCACACCUAAAAAGACAGCAACGGAGAAAAGCAAAGGCAAAAAGGCGGCGAUGGAGGGAGUAGGAGAACUGCACGUCCUGAUUAAAGAGGCCAAGAAUUUGAUGGCAAUGAAACCAGGAGGCACCUCAGACAGCUUCGUAAAAGGGUAUUUGUUCCCAAUUACAGCAAAGAGCACAAAGAAGAAGACUCCGGUGGUGAAGAAGAACCUGAACCCCCACUAUGACCACACGUUUGUGUACAAGGAGCUGGCUCUGGAGCAGCUUCAGGAUAUGAGUCUGGAGCUGACGGUGUGGGACCGAGAGGCCAUAUCCAGCAACGAGUUCCUGGGAGGAGUUCGUCUCAGCUCCGGAGAAGGCUCGGUGAAAAUAGGGAAAGUGGAAGUGGAAAUGGACUCGGUUGGAGAGGAAGUCAGUCUGUGGAUGAAGAUGAUGCAGUACCCGGACUCCUGGGCGGAGGGCACUCUUCCACUGCGCUCCACCAUGACGGCCAAAUGAGGACAGCCUGGACCCUGAAAGAGUCCAGAGAGACUGAGAGGGGGGGGGGAGCUGUGAGACAAAUAUAUGAGAUUGUGGAUUAUUCUAUUUUUUCAAUCUUAUUAGACCAGAAGCGUGUCUACUGAAGUGAGCCAACGCAGCUGAUUGAAGCAGACACACAGUUCACUGACCACCUGCCUCUCUGUGUGGGGUUCAUCUUUAGCACCGUUACACCUCCUCCCCCCCCCCUCUUCUGACCGCAGGCUACUGUUGAUAAAUGUACCAAAACACAUCACAACACUAAACUUUAUUUUAAGAGCAUUGACACAGUCAUUUUUAUGUUUUUAUGUUUAUAUUAUUGCAAUUCAAAUUCAUGCAGACUUAGCAGAGAAAGAUUGUUGCAGUUGUUCUUUAUAAUUGUGUACAGAAUUACGCUGAUGCGUGGGAAAACAAGUCAUUAUAAAACUGGUAUUAUACAUUUUUAUUUCUGGUGUUGCAUCCAACAGAUUGAGCUACAAAUUGUAAUACUAUCAUGCAAAGAAUUAUAUUUAUAGAAGUUGCAUAUAAACCCUUUUUUUGAAAUUAUUAAAUUUUGUCUAUUUGCAGAUAUAUAAAUGUAGAUUUUUAACUUUUAACUUUGUGUGAUCAGACUGGUGUUUACCUCGAGGUUGCCAUGAAUAUUCUGUUCACCCAAUAAAAAAUGCACUAAACCACAAA
Messenger RNA from Sebastes umbrosus (honeycomb rockfish), 3192 nucleotides. It is a transcript of the gene sytl4, whose product is annotated as synaptotagmin-like 4. Gene Ontology annotation, cellular component: exocytic vesicle; plasma membrane. Gene Ontology annotation, biological process: exocytosis; intracellular protein transport. The transcript is spliced from 17 exons. Gene Ontology annotation, molecular function: neurexin family protein binding; small GTPase binding. The record is from RefSeq and is a predicted model, not a curated record. Lineage: Eukaryota; Metazoa; Chordata; Actinopteri; Perciformes; Sebastidae. Bases 379 to 2496 code for a protein of 705 amino acids.